Messenger RNA from Annulohypoxylon maeteangense, 2748 nucleotides. RefSeq lists its product as uncharacterized. The transcript has 4 exons. Gene Ontology annotation, biological process: peptidyl-serine phosphorylation; peptidyl-threonine phosphorylation. Lineage: Eukaryota; Fungi; Ascomycota; Sordariomycetes; Xylariales; Hypoxylaceae. The coding region runs from base 1 to 2694 and encodes 897 amino acids. The record is from RefSeq and is a predicted model, not a curated record. Gene Ontology annotation, molecular function: ATP binding; protein serine/threonine kinase activity.
AUGGAAGAACAGAGUGAAACACCGGGUACCAUAUUCUGGGUGUCAGAAUCGAGGCGCCCGGUAUCACUGGGUGGAGCAUCCGCAUGGAGAGACCAGGCACCAGAAUUGAUGAUUAAUCAUAUCCAAGAUUCAGAUAAUACCGUACAUCACCUUUCAAGGAUAUCUGAAGUUGGACAAAGCAGUACUUGUCACGAUCGCGGCGAUAGUGCACACCUCGAGAGCCUAUUAAGCGAUUCUCCUCCAGAUACCAGCCAUUAUCCUACCCUCAACACAGAUGAAUUGCUCGCAUCGGUUGGUACGGGUGUAUAUUGUCCAGAUCCUCGUCUCGAAUUUUCCGACAUCCCACCCGUGAAAGGUCAAGACAAAACACUCGAACACCAGCUACGAAACGCAACUCAGAAGUACCCUAGGAACGGCAAUCCGAAGUUCAUUCCGAUUGGUGACUUCGACAGAAUCGUUACCCGUGAUAAUGUCAAAAAGACUAUCCAGUCUUGGUUACCACAAGAUAGAAAUAUCGAUAUAUGGGUUAAAGCAAUCUGGGAUACAUUCGAUUACGACGAUCGUAAUACCACGAGGCGAAAGGCAUUCACAUCCCGAAGAAAGAUAUUUGCUGUCUUAACCCUCUUCAAUGCACAAACGGAAAUAGCGUCAUUUAUUCGGGAAGGGCUCUGGGACAAGGACCUGCCCUUUGUACAAAAUGACGACAAGAAAUGGGUGUAUCAUCCCCACAGACGCCAGAGUAAACCAACUUUGGUUGAAAGCUUGAAUCGAAUGGACGGGCACGAUGCGGAUAGCUUUGACAAUUACCAAUGGCUCAUGUUAUCUCCAAUCUUCAACAUGGGCGUUGAUAGGAUCAUACACCAUGACCUCCACCCCCGCAUCAUUCUACCAUUCCUAGAGCAUGAGAAGGGAUGCAAUCCAACAAUGAUUGGCGGACAAGGCGAAGUAUCUCGCGUCAAGAUACAUGAAUCACAUUAUAUAUCAGUCAACUCAUCGAAUAACCGUCCGGAAUACUUCGCCAUUAAACAAUUGAUGUCUCCCGAUAAAGGAAAGUUCAGUUCUGAGGUUGAAUCUUUAAAGAGGUUUAGUAAGGGGUACCAUCCACAUUUGAUAAAACUUCUUACAACCUACCACGACGGGGAGAAAUUCAACCUCAUCUUUCCAUGGGCAGAUGGCAAUCUCAGGGAUUUGUGGAAGAUUUGCCCAAGUCCCAUUAAAAACUAUGCAACAAUCCGAUGGAUCGCAGGUCAAUGUCUAGGGAUAGCGAAGGGGUUGCGGAUGAUUCAUAAUAAUGAAUUUGAGUCUAGCAACAUCUCCCUAGAGCCCAAUGAGAAGAAAAUGGGAAGGCAUGGCGACAUGAAACCUGAGAAUAUACUUUGGUUCAAAGGACUGACCGACAACGACAACGGACAAUUUGAAAAUGAUGUGUUGAAGAUAUCCGACUUCGGAUUGACACGGUGGCACGGAAGUAUAUCGAAUGAGAAAACAGAUAUACGAAAAUUAGCCAUCUCCAGAAGUUACCGGGCUCCUGAAUACGACUUACUAUGGAGGCCAGUGUCACAAUUGUGGGACAUCUGGUCUCUUGCAUGUCUAUAUUUGGAAUUCUUAACUUGGUAUCUCUGUGGGUGGAAUGAAGGUGUCGAUGAAUUCUCAAAAGACCGAACAAAAGAUAGUUUCACUUUGAUCCGCGACAAAGAUCUCGAUUCUCGUAUCGGCGAGGAUGAUUUUUUCAACCUUACUCCGAGAACUGGAUCCAAUGUCGGCAUGGAUAUGAAAUUUGAAGCUAGCCUUAAACGCAGUGUCAUCUACUGGAUCAAUAAACUCCAUGAAACCGAAGGAUGUUCAGAAUUUAUACACGAAUUUUUGGACCUCAUAUCAAACAAUAUGCUUCGUGUCAGAUCCGAAAAACGCGUCAAAUGCGAACAUAUCGCCGAACAGUUAGACGCCUUGUAUGAUAAGUGCAAGGACGAAAGCUACUGCUACAAAAGUGACCACCGCCCACGCAAGAAAAGACGAAACGAUUCUGAUCCUUCUGAGAUCGCCAUUCUGGAAUUCACGGAAGAGAUGGCUAAAUGCCUCUCUACAAGGAAUGGCGUAGAUAGUGACACAAAGGCUAUGGAUGAUUCUCAUUACCAAGGAGUACGGACCAAUGCCGCACCGCCAGUCCACAUUUCGUCUUAUAGUCAAGAUGAUCAGCAGCAACUCAGCCUAGAUGAUUCUAAUCUGCCAACACCAGAUAAGAAACAAGUUGAAAACGCAUUGCCUAUAGGUCUUACUCCUCAUACCCACCCUACGAGUUGCGAUCCUACAACUAUAUUUCAAGCAGCCUUGGUAAACGAUACAGGACACUCGCCACGGCAACCUUUAUCAGACGGUAAUGAACAACUACAGACUCAGUUAUCGACAGACAAUCAACUAGACACAGAUAUAAUGCCUCCUAAGCUUCCUCCUAUUGAGCAAAACCAGGUCAUUUCGGGAAUCGCGCCGAGAAUCAGUAUCCUUUCUCCGCCACCCGACGAACUUACGGGAGGCACAUCAAGUGAACAGGAUAGGGCCUCUAGCCAAAAUAUCAAAGGGGGCGAUCAUACAUCUGCCUACAAGGAUAAUGGGCGACGGUCCAUAUCAGGGUGGGAAAGAGUCGUAGGGUGGAUAAAAUCAGUUUUCUGUCUGAACGGGAGAUCUUAUGAGGGAUAACUGGAUAUACAUUUAGGCAGGCGGUGUUUGAGGUUUGAAUUCGAAAUGAUACCC